AUGUCGAAAAACCUUUACUUGAUUGUGGUGUUGUCUGAAGCAAAUGUGAAAGGAUUUGAUGAUCUACAUGCAUGUGCUGAUCCUGGAGCUCCUGAACAUGGAUACAAGACACCCAGUGCAGGUGUUUUCUUUGAAAGUGUCGUCGUCCGGUUUCAUUGCCAAGAAGGAUACAGGCUUAAUGGUACUUCAAAAAAACUUUGCGUGAGACACUUUAAUGGCUCCCUGAGCUGGAAACCAAGUGAUAAACCUGUGUGCCUACAAGAAGUCGCAGAUUGCCUUGUUCCACAUGUUGAAGAUGCAGAGAUUCAUAACAAGACAUACAGGACUGGCGAUAAAUUAAUAAUCAGCUGUCAUGAAGGAUUCCAGAUCCGAUACCCUGACUUAGACAACAUGGUUUCAGUAUGUCAAGACGAUGGAACAUGGGAUAAUCUGCCCAUUUGUCAAGGUUGCCUGAGACCAUUGGCUCUUCCUCAUAGUUACAUUAACAUAUCUGGGUUCGAAUCCUCCUUCCCAGUAGGAACAGUGGUGUAUUACCAAUGCUUUCCUGGAUAUAAACUAGACGGGGCAGAGUUCCUUGAGUGCAUGUAUAACCUUAUCUGGUCAAAUAGCCCACCUAGGUGCCUUGAUGUGGAAGUUUGUCCACUACCUCCAAUGGUGAGUCACGGAGACUUCAUCUGCCACCCGCGGCCUUGCGAGCGUUACAAUCAUGGGACGGUGGUGGAGUUUUACUGUGAUCCUGGUUACACCCUCACCAAUGACUACAAGUACAUCACCUGCCAGUACGGAGAGUGGUUCCCUUCCUACCAAGUAUACUGUGUCAAAACAGAACAAACCUGGCCAAAUACACAGGAGACCCUCCUGACUACAUGGAAAAUAGUGGCAUUUACUGCUACCAGCAUUUUAUUAGUACUGCUUCUGGUUAUUUUAGCCAGGAUGUUCCAGACCAAAUUUAAGACGCAUUUCCUUCCAAGAGGCAACCAGGAGGGCUCCAUGGGUGACCCUGACUUUGUGGUGGUGGAUGGCAUUCCUGUCAUGCUGCCUUCCUAUGAUGAAGCUGUAAGCAGUGGCUUGAAUGCUCUGACACCUGGAUACUCAGCUACCACAGACCAGGGGCAUAUCUUGCAGACAGAAGAUCAGAAUCCUCCUGCUUACCCUGGCCCCACGAUUACAGAUGUGCUGCCUAGUGAAUUUGAGACCUGUGACAGUAGGUUGGGCUCCUCUGAACUGCUCCAAAGUUUGUACCCAUCCCUUGUGUGCCAAGCGACAGCGCUUCCCAGUUCUGACAGAACUGAUGGAUCCCACAGCACUGCCAGGGAAGCUGCAUCCAUGAGCCUGCGGAUCGAUAUUGCAGAUGAGAUUCCUUUGAUGGAAGAAGACCCUUAGCCUGCACAGAGACAUGUCUUCAUCACAUUGCACUGUUGGGUGACAUGAAUCAUGAAGAUUUAGAGAUAGAAAAGACUAUCUGUGGAUUUGGGGAGGGUAUUCUCCUACUUACAAAUCUUCCACACGAUGAUG
Molecule: messenger RNA, 1515 nt
Organism: Chaetura pelagica (chimney swift)
Lineage: Eukaryota; Metazoa; Chordata; Aves; Apodiformes; Apodidae
Gene: SUSD4
Product: sushi domain containing 4
Exons: 8
Coding region: 1-1383 (460 amino acids)
Biological process (GO): negative regulation of complement activation, classical pathway; negative regulation of complement activation, alternative pathway
Source: RefSeq, a predicted model, not a curated record